This is a messenger RNA of Scutellospora calospora, 1811 nucleotides long. NCBI's taxonomy places the organism in Eukaryota, Fungi, Glomeromycota, Glomeromycetes, Diversisporales, Gigasporaceae. The record is from the annotation of a GenBank genome assembly.
CUCAUUUUUUUAAAUGUACUUGUGGUGAGUGUCAAACUGUUGUGCCUAGAGUGGCUGCUUUUGCGAAAGAGCACGAUGUUGAAAAAUUAUGGAGAGGGUGUCUACAUGUUUUAUCUCAGGGUUUUGAUAGUAUGUGGCCUAAUAAAGAAUUCGCAAAUCUUGAUGAAGAGACUAGAGAGGAGAUUCUAUUAAUAUUACUUGCAAGCAUUCAAAGAAAUAAUGUUAUUAAUACAUUUAAAGGAUGUCGAAAUAUUAUUUCAGUAAUUGAUAUAAAAGGUAUAGGUCUACCUUGGAUAGAGACAGUUCGUCGUAUGACUAAUGAGGUUAGAUCAUAUGCUGCGAAAAUUUUAGUUGAAAAUUUUGAGCAACUUUGUGAUGAAGAUCAAGAAUUUUUAAAUUGUGUGGAUGGUGUAGGAUUUAGUUCAGAUACUUUAGAGGACAUUAUGAAUAUUGUAGUUGAAGAAAGUUUAACCGAACAAAACUCUGCACGUAUUCUUAAAUCUAUUACCGGUAAAUUAUUAACGAGACCAGCAGUUUUAAGUCCGGAGAACUCAGAAACAAAAAGAUUACUUACACAAUCAAAACAAAAUGUAUUUAAUUAUAUGAAAAAGCGAUGGUUAGGAGUAAAACAGUAUGGUGGCUUUAGACUUCUAAGCCCCUGGUUAUUGGAUGAAUUCGUAAAAGACCGAAACGAGUUACAAGCACUCGUUGAUCAGACUCAAGUUCAACCUCAAGUUCAACCUCCAAAACCUAAAACUAGAACACCCAGUGCAACAAAUGGAUUGUCUAAAAAAGGCAUGAUAACACCUCUUCCAAAGGUUACAAUUACAACGACGCAAACAGAAUCGACGUCAUCAGAAAAAGUUACAAAUACAAAAUCGAUUCCAGAAAUUGUAACCUCUAAUGUUUCCAAAUCUACAGCUGAAUCAUCAACGAGUAGUGAGACUGUAAAAACCACAAGAACUACUGCUACGAAAAAGGGUAAAAAUGUACGCAUUGUUGGUGAUACACCUGUGUGGGAUCGACCAACUCGUGCCAGUGUUUUACGUCAAAAAGCAUUGGCAGAGUCUUCUGCAAAAAAUCCCGUAAAACCACGAAUAAAAAGUACUAAAAUUGAUCGUACUAUACGGAAUUCUUCAUCUUCGUCUAAUCUUCGAGUUCCUAAAACGUCUCCUGUUACACCAAGAGGACGUCCCACUACUAAACAGGCCACAUCUAAUGCCUCGUCACGUACAAGUUCGAUUUCUUCUGCAAAGUCAGUUACUUCACCAUCCGUAUCACCAUCACGAUUUAGCGUUAACGGUGUACGACAAACUCGUGCUAGCAUGUUAAGGCAACUUAAGUAUGACGACGUUCAACAACGACGAGGUCGUGAUCGUGAACGAGAUGAUACUACUCCAAAAUCUUCUAGAGCCAGUUCUAUUGCUUCAACUUCGUCAGUUGCAACAACAACCUCCUCUUCUCAUCACAAACGAAACCGUUCUCCAUCUGUAAUUUCAACUAUCUCAGUUACAUCUAGUUCAAACGGAAUCAUCACUAGUUUGCCACCUAAGCCACAUCAACUUAAAUUGGCUACUAAUCCUUCGGCAGAUAUUUCGGUUGGAAGACGUAUUAUACUUCCAACAAAGAACAAUGCUCCAGGUUGUAUACAAUUCUUAGGUGAAACAGAUUUUGCUAAAGGAAUCUGGGUGGGCGUAGAAUUAGAUAACCCUGUUGGCAAAAAUAAUGGCGUUGUAGCUAGCAGAAAAUACUUCACGGCUAAAGCCAAUCACGGCAUAUUUGUUAGACCGGAUUCGCUUUUGAUAAUAUGA